UCAAGGCUGGUGUUGUUUGUUUGUCUCUGGUCCAAAAAAAAAAAGAAAAAGAAAAAACUUUUGGAUCCUUCAAGAACUUCAUUUACAUUUUGCACUCCCCCCUUACCUUCUUUUUUCUUCUCUCAUUUUAGAUUCAAAUCUUUACUUUCACAUGAUCAUCAUCAUCACGGGAUCCCCUCCUCUCCAUCUUCUACCUGUUUCCCCUCCGAUAUGGGUUUAACACCAAACCAAACCCUUCAUCUGUAAACUCAACUUCUUGUCCGAACAAGAACAACCAACAGGUUCUUUAAAAGUUUUGUCCCCUUUCCCGCUACAUUUCGUUGUUUCUGUUAAUUCUUGUUAGACAAUGGCUGGUACAUCAACCAAGAGGUUCCCUCUCUACGCCAAAGACUACGAGCUAUUCGAAGAGGUAGGGGAAGGUGUCAGCGCCACGGUGUACAGAGCCAGGUGCAUCGCUCUUAACGAGAACGUGGCCAUCAAGGUCAUGGAUCUCGAGAGAUGCAGAAACGACCUGGACACCAUACGAAAGGAAGUCCACAUUAUGAGUUUGAUCGACCACCCGAACCUGCUGAAAGCGCAUUGCUCCUUCAUCGACCGCAACAGCCUGUGGAUCGUGAUGCCUUACAUGUCUGGAGGGUCUUGCUUCCACCUCAUGAAGUCUGUUUACCCGGAAGGUCUUGAGCAGCCCGUCAUCGCUACUCUGCUGAGGGAAGUGCUCAAGGCUCUUGUUUAUCUCCAUAGACAAGGACACAUCCACAGAGAUGUUAAGGCUGGGAACAUAUUGGUUCACUCGAGAGGUGUGGUUAAGCUUGGAGACUUUGGUGUUUCGGCGUGCAUGUUUGAUAGCGGUGAAAGGAUGCGUACAAGAAACACAUUCGUUGGAACUCCUUGCUGGAUGGCACCUGAGGUUAUGCAGCAAGUAGACGGAUAUGAUUUCAAAGCGGACAUAUGGUCUUUUGGUAUAACUGCACUAGAGCUUGCUCAUGGUCAUGCCCCAUUUUCUAAAUAUCCACCUAUGAAAGUGCUGCUAAUGACCUUGCAAAACGCUCCUCCUCGUCUUGACUAUGAGAGAGACAAGAAGUUCUCAAAGUCGUUUAGAGAGCUAAUCGCAGCAUGUUUAGUAAAAGACCCCAAAAAGCGUCCAACCUCAGCAAAGCUUCUGAAACACCCCUUCUUCAAACAUGCUCGGUCUACAGAUUAUCUAUCCCGUAAGAUUCUCCAUGGUCUUUCUCCACUUGGUGAUCGUUUCAAAAAGCUCAAGGAAGCAGAGGCUGAGUUAUUUAAAGGCAUAAAUGGUGACAAAGAACAGUUAUCUCAGCACGAGUAUAUGCGAGGCAUUAGUGCUUGGAACUUUGAUCUUGAAGACUUGAGGAAGCAGGCAUCACUUAAUCCAGAUAGUGAAAUGUGCAGUUCAGAGGUUGGGGAUGAUGAUGUACCAAAAAGAAAGCCAAUGGUACAAAGGUCAAAGACUAUGUCUUUGGACAUGUUCAAGAUCUCUGAUAAGGAUCUGCUGAUGAGUUCGAGUAAUAGUCUAACGUACGGUGCAGUCCUUCCUUCAUUUCGUCGCAAGUUCCUCCCUGCUAUAGGAUAUCAAGUUGGUUCAUUUUCUGAGGAAAGAAAUGCACGUCGUGAGAGAACUGCAGAGUCCCUCGCUCUUGAAGAGCCACAUCAACCAAAAGAACCAUUAGAGGUGGAUACCAAGACGAUACUCUCUAUUGACGAGCCGCAUCAAUUAGAAUCAUUAGGGGAUAUGAAGCAGACAAAUGGCUUCACAGUUAGUGCUGUGAACCGCGCGUCAGCUACUGAAAUUCUCCCACUGUUACAGAGUCUCUUGGUUCAGAAUGAUAUUCAGAGGGAGAAAGUCAUUAGAUUAAUUAGAUUUUUUGAUCCAAAUGCCGAAACUGAAAAUCCAAUCUCAAAAACAAUCCAAGGAGUGCAGAUAUAUACAUCAUCAAGGGAGAGAGAAUUACAAUCUCAGGUUGAUUUCUUGGAGAAAAGUGUUGAGAUUCUUGUAGAGGAAGUGAAGAGAAGAAAAGAAAUAAAUGAUCAGCUAGAAGGACAGAUCAGAUCUCUAACCAGUAGCACCAGCAACAGCCUUCCUUGAGCUUUUUUGUCUCUUCCAACUUGAGGAUAAUAAUUAUUAUUUUUGUCUGUAUUCAUUAUUUAUUGUUAUUGUAUAUCAUAAUUGCGUAGAAUCACAGUUGCUGUGAAUCCCAUAUUCAUUC
This is a messenger RNA of Raphanus sativus (radish), 2225 nucleotides long. RefSeq names its product serine/threonine-protein kinase BLUS1. Lineage: Eukaryota; Viridiplantae; Streptophyta; Magnoliopsida; Brassicales; Brassicaceae. Gene Ontology annotation, biological process: protein phosphorylation. The transcript has 16 exons. Bases 347 to 2104 code for a protein of 585 amino acids. The record is from RefSeq and is a predicted model, not a curated record. Gene Ontology annotation, molecular function: protein kinase activity; protein serine/threonine kinase activator activity; ATP binding.